GCAUUCGCUGAUCUCUAGACUACGUGACAGACAGAUUUUAAAAAAUAUUACACAACCAUUACCAACCAGUAGAAGACAAAAACUCAAGGUCCAUCCACAGUGAGCCAUUAUAUGGGCUAGUAUCGUCUGUGAAGGAAAGUGUGAUUACUGAAGAAAAUGGGAGACUGGGGCUUUCUAUCCACGUUACUGGACAAGGUGCAGUCCCAUUCCACAGUCAUUGGUAAGAUCUGGAUGAGCGUCCUGUUUAUAUUCAGGAUCCUGGUUCUGGGUGCAGGAGCUGAGAGCGUAUGGGGAGAUGAGCAGUCCAGUCUUGUGUGCAAUACAUUACAACCUGGUUGUGAGAAUGUCUGCUACGACUGGAAGUUUCCCAUCUCUCACAUCCGCUUCUGGGCCAUGCAGAUCAUCUUCGUGUCCACGCCGACAUUACUGUACCUGGGCCAUGCCAUCCAUGUCAUCCACCAGGAGAACAAACUGAGAGAGAAAAUAAAACUACAGCAUGAAAGCCAAAUGCGAAAAAAACCCAAAUACACAGAUGAGCAGGGUCAUGUGAAGAUCAAGGGCAACCUGUUGGGCAGCUACCUUACCCAGCUCUUCUUCAAGAUCAUCUUAGAGCUUGCGUUCAUCGUCGGACAGUACUACCUGUACGGCUUCAUCAUGGUCCCCGAGUUUGCUUGCUCUAAAAGUCCAUGUCCCCACACCGUCGAGUGCUUCAUGUCACGUCCCACGGAAAAGACCAUCUUCAUCAUCUUCAUGCUGGUGGUAGCGUGUGUGUCCCUGCUGCUCAAUGUGAUCGAGGUCUUUUACCUGCUGUGCAGCAGAGGGAGAUGUCGCUCUGGGAAGAGACGCACGAGGAAUACCACUUCUGCUGAAAAUCCUGCCAGCUUGUCCUCAUCCUGGCAGCCUAAACUGGGAGCUGAAGAUCCUCUAAAGCAAAACAAGCUGAACAUGGAGUUUGAGAGUCACACCAGCAGCGUGAGUGCCAAAGAGGACAGACAGCUGUUAGAGGAUCCUUAAACUUAGCACAUCAAUGCAAAAACUUUCUUCUCUCAAUUUCUUCUCUGAACCUUUUUUUUUUGCCUUUUGAGCAAUACACUAUUCUGCAUCAAUCAGACUGUACAUACAUAUUUUACAAAAUACUUUCAAGAAUUUUCAUUGAAAAGGCACAGAUGAUGUUUCCUGUAUGAAAUAUUAUUACUGGUUUGGUCCUUGUAAAACAAAAUAUAUCCUGGUGUUCCAGUAUUUAAGUAUUAUUCUAUAUGAAUGUUGUUGCUAAAUAAUAAUGUAUGAUCUUUUUUGUAUUUUAUCUACAAUAAAACAUUUUAAUUUAACAUUUUAAAA
Molecule: messenger RNA, 1338 nt
Organism: Pangasianodon hypophthalmus (striped catfish)
Lineage: Eukaryota; Metazoa; Chordata; Actinopteri; Siluriformes; Pangasiidae
Gene: gja13.1
Product: gap junction protein alpha 13.1
Exons: 2
Coding region: 157-1014 (285 amino acids)
Biological process (GO): cell communication
Cellular component (GO): connexin complex
Source: RefSeq, a predicted model, not a curated record